Molecule: messenger RNA, 3074 nt
Organism: Epinephelus lanceolatus (giant grouper)
Lineage: Eukaryota; Metazoa; Chordata; Actinopteri; Perciformes; Serranidae
Gene: s1pr5b
Product: sphingosine-1-phosphate receptor 5b
Biological process (GO): G protein-coupled receptor signaling pathway
Cellular component (GO): membrane
Molecular function (GO): sphingosine-1-phosphate receptor activity
Source: RefSeq, a predicted model, not a curated record
CUGUGAGUCACUUGGUGCUCGUGUUUGGAUUCUCCUCACUGGAAAGCAGAUGAAGUGCAGGAUAAGAGCAACGCUACAUUAAUUUUUAAGCGUCUGGACCCUCUAAACCAGGACAAGCGGAGCUCAAGAGCACCGUCUUCUGGCAGAAAAGAAAACAUCUGGGGAUCCUGGUGGAUUACACUGUAUCAACUUCAUAAUCCCUUUCUUAACUGAAGGAGCUCAGACAUCUUUUUUGUGUAUCUUCUUUGGACAAAUUCUUCACAGCUCCGACUGCAACAAAAAACAUGUCAACAAAUAUGACUUUAUAGCCAUCAACUGUAAGCAGAAUAGAAGGAAAGCAAUAAAAAGCAUGGAGGCUUCAAGUUCUGCUCAUGCAGGGACUCCUUCCUCUACACCCAUACUCCCCACCUCCCCCACACCCUCCUCUCCAGGCUACUUGCAGUUUUUCUGGGAGUACCAGGACAUUUCUGUCCUUGUGGAGCAUUACAACUACACCGGCAAGCUGCAGAAAGACCGCUACCGCGAAGGACUCAAACCUGAAGGCAUUGCGUUCCUGGUGGUUUGUCUCCUCAUCGUCCUGGAGAACGCUGUGGUUCUCAUCGCCAUAUGGAGGAACAAAAAGUUCCACCUGCCCAUGUAUUACCUGCUGGGCAACCUGACUCUAUCCGAUCUGCUGGCUGGGAUUACAUACAUGGCCAACAUCAUCAUGUCCGGACCUAAUACUUUGAAACUGACUCCGUUGCUAUGGUUCCUCAGGGAGGGAGGGGUCUUCAUCACUCUGGCAGCCUCUAUAAUUAGUUUGCUGGCCAUUGCAAUUGAACGCCAUGUUACUAUGGUGACUAUGAGGCCAUACCACGGGGCAAAGAAGGGACGGAUGUUGGCACUGAUUGGUGCAAGCUGGGCCCUGGCAGGGUUUCUGGGGGUCCUCCCAAUUUUGGGGUGGAACUGCAUCCACAGACUGGACCAGUGUUCAACAGUCCUCCCACUUUAUUCCAAGAGCUACAUCCUCUUCUGCGUGUCUGUGUUUAGCGCAGUGCUCCUGGCCAUCGUCGUCCUUUAUGUCAGAGUGUUUCGAAUUGUCCGCACCAACACGCAGCGCCAGCGGCUGGGCCUGUCGGGCAGCAUGAGGAAAGGCUUGGCAAGGAAGUCGCAGAAGUACAUCGCCCUCCUCAAGACUGUCACCAUCGUGGUCGGUGUCUUCAUUGCCUGUUGGCUGCCCCUCUUCGUACUCCUCCUCCUGGAUUUUUUCUGCCCCACCCGCAGUUGUCGCCUGCUCUACAAGGCCGAUUACUUCCUGGGAGUAGCUAUGGUCAACUCACUCCUCAACCCCAUCAUCUACACUCUGACCAGUAAGGACAUGAGGAGAGCCAUUCUCAGGCUGCUCUGUCGGCCUUGUCUGAUGACCAGAGAUGGCCAGGUGAAGAAGAUUGGGAUGCCAUUCCUGGAGUGCAGUUUCAGUAAAACUGAGGUGGCGUCCCAGAAGCUAGAGGGGGGACCGGAGACGACCAUUUCCUCUGGAAACGUUAUCACCCCGUCUCCUAUUAAGGCAUUUUACCCUAAACUCUUCAAGUCAUAAGGACUUAGACUGAUUGAUUGAUUGAGUCCAUACGUGUGUGAAUGGGUUUCCCACUGAACAGAGGACAUGUAGCACAUAUUCUUUGGAGAAGAAGCAGUUCUGGUAUUCUCCAAUUUGGAGCAUAGCCAGAAUCAGAGUUUGUAUGAAAUAUUACGAAGGCACAAGAGAAUCAUGUUUAGACAAAUGUCUCACCUUGACGAGUCAGAAGUGGUGCAGAACUUUGUGAGAUGAUUACAAAACAAAAAGAUGCCACUCAAAUGUGAACAAGAAAUCAGACUCUUUUAUGAGUAGAUGCUAGUGAUGAGUCUCCUUAACUAAUUUGCACUGAAAUAUCACAAUGAAUAGAGAAGCAGCUUGGAUUCAGUUUUCUUGUGGUUCUGUAGUUUGGAAGGAAACUUCUGUAAACCCCAAAGACUCGUGACUGAAAAAAAAAAAUGUAAAUGCAACCUUUUCUGGGUUGAUGGUGAAUGAGUGUGGUUGGCUUUGACCUUUUUUUCAGUUUCUUAUUGAAGUGCCUUAAAUAUAGCACAAACACAAUAUAAAUAUGUGUAAUCUGUUCAUCUCCAGACACCUGGAUUUCGCUGGUUCGAAGGCCCAUGGUGUGCUAGAUUUGUUCAGAUAAAUUCGUAUGGACCCCUGCCACACACACAUAUUUGUGUACGUGAUGCAGGGAGGGUAACAGGGAAACUGAAAGAUAACAGGAAAGGGAGAGGUGGUGCUCACUCUUAACUGUUCUUUCAGCUCGGUGAAGAAUGCUGUGGUAUAGCUGUGGGAGGGAGACGCAACAUUAAAAUCCCCCGACUGUUUUGAAAUGACAGAUGGUUAACUUAUCUGAUGCCAAAUGGAAAGUUGUUGGGGUUUGGUGUCCAACUUUAUUUCAAAUGUCAGUCUGACAUCUGCAGGAAAACUGCAACAACAAAAUGUCAACAUGUAAUGUGAUUAACUGACAGAUGUUACCAAAAAAAGGCCUUUUCCCCAUAACAUGGUGAUAUUUUAACGGAAAACCAGAUCAGCUGCAGUUGCAUCACUUGUAAGUAUAAGCCUAAUAAAUUAUUACGUCAGAGAUUUCAGAUUAAGUUGUAGGUGUCGUAAAUCACCAUUAUCUAGCUGCAGGACUUUUAAGGGCAAGAAUGUGCCUGCACUUUUAAGCUAAAUCAUGCGGAAUGAGUGCAAUUAUUCCAAUACAUCCCUUCACCAUCCAUCAUGUCAGCAGAAUAUUUCCGUUUUAGUUUGAGGUACUGAUUUUUUGUUAUUAUGAAAUGAGUUUGACAUCAGUCUUUUUAUACGGAUGUGUGUUUUUUUAAGUGCAGUCUUUCCAGACCUUAAUUGAUGAAUGUGGUAGUGUGCUUUUUUGUACUGUAAUUCAUGUAGUGAACUUUUUGUAUUUCUGAAGACUUUUCAUAUCUUCUGUAUUGUAAAUUAUAUCUGUUUUGUAACAAGUAAAAGCAAACUUUACCUUUCUUUUCAUAAAAGAAAUAAAAAAUGUUGUCUUAAAGGA